Molecule: messenger RNA, 668 nt
Organism: Panicum virgatum (switchgrass)
Lineage: Eukaryota; Viridiplantae; Streptophyta; Magnoliopsida; Poales; Poaceae
Exons: 4
Coding region: 1-393 (130 amino acids)
Source: RefSeq, a predicted model, not a curated record
AUGCAGAAGAAAGCUCGCAACAGAAUGAUUGGCCCCCCUGACAAGCUCGGUACACUAGCUUCGAGAGCACCAUUCCGUCGCACCAACCAGACGCUCAGCGAUCGCGAAUCAAGGCUGCUGAGUUCCAAUCAGAUUAGGGGAGCAGCUAGGUUUCUCGUGCAGAGUGCAACUAGGCAAUUCAAACCUGUCAAUGGACUAGCAAGGACGAUGACAGUGACUGCUCCUCAGAAGCAUGGGAAGGAGAAUGAUUCCAGUGAAUCUGUCAUCACCAAAGAUGAAAAUGUUGAGCCCCUGGUUGGCUUUGGCAAACCGCCCCCUUUGCCGCCAGUUUUUGGUCCUUUGUUCGUGCUCUCGUUUUUCGAAAUGUCAUCUGGUGAAGAAGAAAAUAAAUGAGUCAGGCACUCAGGCUCAGGAACCUGUACAAGCUGCUUCGGAUUUUCUGUUUGGUUUGCAGCAUACUCCCACGGUGACAUAAGGUUCGCUCUGUUUUGCAGGGAUUUGAUCAUGUACUACUGUUGAUCUUCCUCAAGCAGUCCGUGUCUUUUCAGCCUUGUACAGACUGAGAAGCUUUGUACUAGCUACUGCUGUAGUUGUCAGCUACUGUAGUACUAAGAUGAGUAAAUAAAUGCUGCGGUUAGCCAUAAGCCCAUAACCGUAAGCUUUGUGCU